AUGCACGUGACAGGUCGAAACGAGGAGCGCUUCGAAAGGCAAGAGCAGCGCAUUGUGCCGUCUGGCAGCAGCGACCGGGCUGAGUUGCAGGGGUCAUCAACCUGCGACAGUGUGGACCCCUUCCGCACACCUCGUUCGCUCUUUCCCUGCCUCUCGUUCCUUCCCGGUCGCUGGCGGUCAGACCAGGCGGCCAGCAUUGCGGAUGGCAGGCGCCCUCAGUGGAAAGUGGAUUCUGGCAGUUUGCCUCUGGAGGCCGCGCUUCAUUGA
Messenger RNA from Sporothrix schenckii 1099-18, 267 nucleotides. RefSeq lists its product as uncharacterized. NCBI's taxonomy places the organism in Eukaryota, Fungi, Ascomycota, Sordariomycetes, Ophiostomatales, Ophiostomataceae. Bases 1 to 267 code for a protein of 88 amino acids. The transcript is spliced from 2 exons. The record is from RefSeq and is a predicted model, not a curated record.